Messenger RNA from Chanos chanos (milkfish), 10674 nucleotides. It is a transcript of the gene csmd3a, whose product is annotated as CUB and Sushi multiple domains 3a. Bases 1 to 10674 code for a protein of 3557 amino acids. The transcript is spliced from 70 exons. NCBI's taxonomy places the organism in Eukaryota, Metazoa, Chordata, Actinopteri, Gonorynchiformes, Chanidae. The record is from RefSeq and is a predicted model, not a curated record.
AUGGUACUCAUCCAUAGCUUUGACAUGCCAUUCAAGGCCGGUUUCAUUUUUACAUGUGGAGGAACAGUAAAAGGUAAGAACGGGACCAUUGAAAGCCCUGGUUUUCCACACGGAUAUCCGAACGGGGCCAACUGUACUUGGGUUAUUGUGGCUGAGGAGAAGAACAGAAUUCAUAUAGUUUUUCAAUCUUUCGCCGUGGAGGAGGAAUAUGACUUUUUAUCUUUAUACGACGGGCACCCUCACCCUGCUAACUUCAGAACGAGGUUAACGGGCUUCCAGGUGCCACCUCCUGUCACAAGCACAGGAUCCAUUUUCUCUUUGCGCCUUACCAGUGACUUUGCUGUGAGCGCCCAUGGAUUCAAAAUCUAUUACGAAGAACUACAAAGCAGCUCUUGUGGGAAUCCAGGGGUUCCACCAAAGGCCAUUCUAAAUGGCUCCAGAUUCAACGUGGGGGACAGAAUCAGAUAUCGAUGUGUUUCGGGUUACAUCCUGGACGGGCACUCCCAGCUAACGUGUGUCACUGGCACGUCCAAUGUGGCCGUAUGGGACUUCCCUGUCCCAAUCUGUAGAGCUGAAGACACCUGCGGCGGAACAUUCCGGGGUUCCAGCGGGAUCAUCUCCAGUCCGGACUUCCAGCGGGACUACCAGAACAGCGGAGAGUGCACGUGGACCAUUCUGGCUGAUCCGGGAGACACCAUCUCCUUGGUCUUCACCGACUUUCAAAUGGAGAGCAAACUGGACUAUUUAGAAGUAGAGGGAUCUGAGCCACCAACGAUAUGGUUGUCAGGAACAAAUAUUCCAGUCCCCAUAGUCAGUAACAAGAACUGGUUACGACUCCAUUUUGUCACCGAUAAUAACCAUCGGCACAAAGGCUUCAGUGCUCAGUAUCAAGUGAAAAGGUCUGGGGACUUCAAGUCGCGUGGAGUGAAACUGUUACCUGGAAAAGACAACACAAGUAAAUUUUCAAUCAUGAACGAGGGAGGAAUAAAGCAAGUGUCCAACUAUUGUCCAGACCCAGGCGAGCCGGAGAACGGCAAACGCAUGGGUUCUGAUUUCAGCAUCGGAGCCACUGUACACUUCACCUGUAACGGAGACCACGUGAUGCAGGGAUCCAAAAGCAUCGUAUGUCAGAGAGUGGCUGAAGUGUUUGCCGCCUGGAGUGAUCACAGGCCUGUCUGCAAAGUUAAAACUUGCGGGUCAAACCUUUACGGUCCUUCUGGUACUUUUACGUCUCCAAAUUUCCCCAUACAGUAUGAGAGCAACUCUCACUGCGUGUGGAUAAUUACGGCCAGUAAUCUCAAUAAGGUAAUUCAGAUAAACUUUGAAGAAUUUGACCUGGAGCUGGGAUAUGACACCCUCACUAUAGGGGAUGGAGGAGAAGUUGGAGACUCCAGAACAAUCAUUCAAGUGUUAACGGGAAGUUUUGUUCCUGACCUUAUCGUGAGUAUGACGCAUCAGAUGUGGUUGCACCUCCAGGCAGAUGAAAGCGUGGGCUCCAUUGGGUUUAAAAUCAACUACAAAGAAAUUGACAAAGAGAGCUGCGGAGAUCCCGGCAUCCCUCUCUACGGCUACAGGGAGGGCGGGGGGUUUUCGAACGGUGAUGUGCUGCGAUUUGAGUGCCAGUUUGGAUUUGAGCUCAUUGGAGAGAGAAUGAUUUCCUGUCAAAAUAACAAUCAGUGGUCUGCUAACAUCCCCAUCUGUAUAUUUCCGUGUCUGUCAAACUUCACGGCUGCCAUGGGAACAGUUCUAUCCCCCGACUAUCCGGAGGGUUAUGGGAACAACCUGAACUGCCUGUGGCUCAUCAUUUCCGAGCCGGGAAGCCGGAUUCACCUGGCUUUCAACGACUUUGAUCUGGAGCCGCCUUACGACUUCCUGACGGUGAGAGACGGGGAGAGCGUGGACGCUACGGUCCUCGGACGUUUUUCCGGCGCCGAAGUGCCGUCUCACCUAACCAGCAACUCCAACGUCCUCCAGUUGGAAUUCCAGGCCGAUCACUCCAUGUCCGGACGAGGAUUCAACAUCACGUACAGCACUUUUGGCCACAACGAGUGCCCAGACCCCGGAAUCCCAAUGAAUGCGAGGCGCUUUGGAGAUAAUUUCCAGCUGGGAAGUUCGAUAUCCGUCGUCUGCGAGGAGGGUUUUAUAAAAACCCAAGGAUCAGACACCAUUGUCUGUGAAUUAAACGCCGGGAAGGUGAUGUGGAGCGGCCUCAUCCCGAAAUGCGAGGCGCCGUGCGGCGGUCAUUAUUCUGCUCCUGCGGGAGUUAUCCUGUCUCCGGGUUGGCCAGGCUACUACAAAGACUCCCUCAGCUGCGAGUGGGUCAUCGAGGCAGAGGUGGGACGCUCCAUCAAGAUCAGCUUUGACAGGUUCCAGACAGAACUUAAUUAUGACUUUUUAGAGGUACACGAUGGACCGAACCUGCUCUCUCCUCUAAUCGCCUCUCUCAAUGGCACCCAAGUCCCACAGUUCCUGUUCAGCAGCGGCAACUCCCUCUAUCUGCUCUUUACCACCGAUAACAGUCGUUCCAACAGUGGAUUUAAGCUCUUCUAUCAAAGUGUUACUCUAGACACACACUCUUGCCUGGAUCCGGGGAUUCCAGUGAACGGCAUACGUUAUGGGCAGGACUUGGCCAUCGGCUCCACGGUGUCGUUUGGCUGCGAGCCAGGCUACAGGCUCAGUCACGAGGAGCAGCUCGUCUGCGAGAAAAAUCAUUGGUGGAGUCACCCUCUCCCAACCUGCGACGCUUUGUGUGGGGGCGAUGUCAGAGGUCCACAAGGUAUCAUCCUGUCUCCUGGAUAUCCCGAACUCUACCCCAACUCCUUAAACUGCACUUGGACUGUGGAGGUCAGCCAUGGAAAAGGGGUGCAGUUCACGUUUCACACCUUCCAUCUGGAAGAUCACCAUGACUACCUGCUGCUGACGGAGAACGGGAGUUUCGCACAGCCAUUGGCCCGCCUUACGGGCUCUCAGCGGCCGCCCUCAAUCAAUGCCGGCCUCUUCGGCAACUUCAAGGCACAGCUGCGUUUCAUAUCGGACUUCUCCAUCUCUUUCCAGGGCUUCAACAUCUCUUUCUCAGAGUAUGACCUUGAGCCCUGCGAGGACCCUGGCACCCCCAAAUUCGGCUGGCACAGCGGUACCAGUUUCCGAGUUGGCGACUCACUAGCGUUCUCUUGUGACGUGGGCUAUCGCCUGCAGGGGGCGCAAGAGCUCACGUGCCUGGGUGGGGGGCGGCGCGUGUGGAGCGGACCUCUGCCAAGGUGUGUGGCUGAAUGUGGCUCGACGGUCUCUAAGAAUGCUGGGAUAUUGUUGUCACCCAACUACCCCAUGAAUUACGACAACAACCACGAGUGCAUCUAUAAUAUUCAAGUCCAGGCCGGAAAAGGCAUAAACAUCUCUGCCAGCACUUUCCAUCUCGCUCAAGGUGACAUCCUCAAGAUAUAUGAUGGAGCAGACAACUCUGCAGAUGUACUGGGCACCUUUACUGGUUCUUCACUGUUGGGUCUGUCUCUAACCAGCACUUCCAACCAUCUGUGGCUGGAGUUUUACUCUGAUCAGGAGGACACGGCAGAAGGCUUUAAACUGAUCUACUUCAGUUUUGAGCUGUCACACUGCGAGGACCCGGGUGUACCCCAGUUUGGGUCCAAAGUCAGCGACCAGGGCCACUUUGCCGGGAGCGUGGUCACAUACCGUUGCGACCUUGGUUACAGUCUCCACGGCAGCAGCGCCCUGAGAUGCAUGACGGGCGAGAGACGGGCGUGGGACCGCCAACUCCCAUCAUGCAUAGCUGAAUGUGGUGGCAGCUUUAAAGGUGAGUCGUCUGGACGAAUCCUGUCGCCUGGAUACCCCUUCCCUUAUGACAACAACCUGCGCUGCACGUGGACUAUUGAGGUGGACUCGGGCAAUACUGUCAGUCUCCAGUUUUUGGCGUUUGACACGGAGGCAUCUCACGACAUCCUGAAGGUGUGGGAUGGGCCUCCGGAGAAUGAAAUGAUACUCCGAGAGGUGAGCGGCUCGCUUUUGCCAGACGGGAUCCACAGCACCCUCAACGUCGUCACCAUUCAGUUCGAGACCGACUUCUACAUAAGCAAAUCCGGCUUUGCCAUCGAUUUCUCCAGUUCCGUGGCAACGGCCUGCAGGGAUCCGGGGACACCCAUGAAUGGUAGUCGCAGCGGGGAUGGGAAGGAACCAGGUGACGUGGUGACCUUUGCAUGUGACCCUGGAUAUGAGCUACAGGGCGAGACCAAGAUUACCUGCAUUCAAGUGGAAAACAGGUUCUACUGGGAACCCAGUCCGCCCACCUGCAUAGCUCCAUGUGGUGGAAACAUUACAGGGUCAUCUGGGUUCAUUCUCUCGCCGAAUUUUCCUCACCCCUACCCUCACAGCAAAGACUGUGAUUGGUUCAUCACUGUUCACAGCGAUUAUGUCAUCUCGUUAGCAUUUAUCAGUUUCAGCAUCGAACCAAAUUAUGAUUUCUUGUACAUUUAUGACGGACCACACAGCAAUAGCCAACUCAUUGGCACCUUCCAAGACAGCAAGUUACCAGAGAAGGUAGAGAGCAGUUCCAACAUCGUGCACAUAGCAUUCCGCAGUGAUGGCUCCGUCAGCUAUACAGGCUUCCAUCUGGAAUAUAAAGCUAAGUUGCGGGAGUCCUGCUUUGACCCAGGGAGCGUGAUGAAUGGAACUCGGCUGGGGAACGACUACAAACUGGGCUCCAGUGUGACCUUCCACUGUGAGCCAGGUUACCAGCUGCAGGGUCACUCGAGCCUCACUUGUAUCAUGGGCAGCACUAGCAGGCCUGAAUGGAACAGGGAACUGCCAAGCUGCCAAGCUCCUUGUGGAAGCAGGUCGACAGGUUCGGAGGGUACUGUUCUAUCACCAAACUACCCCAGGAAUUACACGAUGGGUCACACGUGCACCUAUGAAAUUUCCGUGCCUGGAGAAUUUGUGCUGUUUGGGCAGUUUGUUUUCUUCCAGACGUCUCUGAACGAUGUAGUAGACAUCUAUGAUGGACCUUCGGCAGAAUCCCCUCUGCUCACGUCAAUAUACGGCUCUCACUCAGGAGAGCCUUUGCCUUUGAGCUCUGGAAAUGAAAUUACCAUCAAGUUCACAACAGUGGGACCAAACACGGCCAAGGGCUUCCAUUUUGUCUAUCAAGCUGUCCCCAGAACCAGCGCCUCCCAGUGCAGCUCGGUUCCCGAGCCGCGCUUUGGAAAACGGAUCGGGAACGACUUCGGAGUGGGCACGGUGGUGCACUUCGAAUGUAACCCAGGCUACGCUCUGCACGGCUCCACUGCCAUCAGGUGUGAGGCUGUGCCCAACACUCUAGCCCAGUGGAACGGGACCGUGCCCGCGUGUAUCGUCCCUUGUGGAGGGGUCCUCACCGCACGCCGAGGGACCAUCUUAUCGCCUGGUUACCCUGAUCCCUAUGACAACCACCUGAACUGUGUUUGGAAGGUCUUUGUACCAGAGGGAGCCGGAAUCCAAAUCACUGUCGUCACUUUCUCUACGGAGCACAACUGGGAUACCCUGGAAUUCUACGACGGACUUGACAGCAACGCUCCAAGACUGGGGAGCUAUUCAGGGACGACAAUUCCCCCUCUCCUCAACAGCACGUCCAACAACCUGUACCUCACCUUUCAGACGGACAUGAGUGUGUCUGGAGCGGGGUUUCAUCUGGAGUAUACAGCAAUAGGUUUGGACUCCUGCCCAGAACCCCAGACGCCCAGCAACGCGGUUAAAGUGGGCGACCGUUACAUCGUGGGCGACGUGGUGUCAUUUCACUGUGAGCAAGGUUACACUCUGAAGGGAAAUGCCCAUAUCACCUGCAUGCCUGGACCAGUUAGAAGAUGGAACCAUCCAGCACCACUGUGUAUUGCUCAGUGUGGAGGUUCGUUAUCGGACUUCAACGGGGUAAUCCUGAGCCCUGGAUUUCCUGGGAAUUACCCCAGCGGUCAAGAUUGCACCUGGACGGUUAAACUCCCAAUUGGCUACGGAAUUCAUCUGCAAUUCCUGAACUUUUCCACGGAGGCCGUCCACGACUACCUUGAAGUGCGGAGCGGGAACCCGAUCACUGGUUCCGUGAUCGAUCGGUUCAGCGGGUCGGUCGUUCCAGACUCUUUCUUUAGCACGACCCAUGAGACCAGCUUCCUCUUUCACAGUGACUACUCCCAGAACAAACCUGGAUUCCACAUCACCUACGAGGCAUACGAGUUGCAGCGGUGUCCGGACCCGAGACCCUUCCGAAACGGCAUGGUGAUGGGCAGCGACUUCGGGGUUGGCAUGACUAUUUCUUUCGAGUGUCUGCCAGGUUAUUCGCUGCUUGGUGAGCCUUCACUCACCUGCCUGCACGGAGUCAGCAGGAAAUGGAACCACCCAGUACCACGCUGCGAGGCUCUCUGUGGAGGUAAUCUCACAUCUUUAAGCGGGACCAUCUACUCCCCGGGUCACCCGGCUGAGUACCCAAAUCUGAAGGACUGCAUGUGGAGCAUCAGAGUGCCUCCUGGAAACGGAAUCCACAUCAACUUCACUGUGCUUAACACCGAACCCAUCUACGACUACAUCACUGUCUGGGACGGUCCGGACCAAGGCUCCCCGCAGAUCGGCCAGUACAGCGGAACCUCGACCCAGGAGGCCGUCUCAAGCACGUCCAAUCACGUCUUGAUCAAAUUCCACAGCGACUUCAGCACCAGUGGAUUCUUUGUUCUUAGUUACCACGCCUACCACUUACGAGUCUGUCAACCUCCACCACCUGUGGCCAACGCAGAGGUACUCAAGGAUGACGACGAAUUUGAAAUUGGAGACAUCAUCAGAUACCGCUGCUUGCCUGGGUUCACACUCGUGGGCAGUGAGAUUCUGACCUGCAGACUGGGCGAGAGACUACAAAUGGAUAAUCCGCCGCCGCUGUGCCAGGUUGACUGCCCUGACAAUGAGGUUCUUUUCGAUUCAACUGGAGUGAUUCUGAGCCCUGGGUACCCAGACAGUUACCCGAACCUUCAGAUGUGUUCCUGGUUGAUCAAUGUGGAGAAAGGUUACAACAUCACCUUGUACUUUGAACUCUUCCAAACCGAGAAGGAGUUUGACAUCCUGGAGAUAUUUGACGGGUCCAGUGUCUACAGUCAGAGUCUAGCCGCUCUGAGCGGAGAUCUGGCCGCGCCCUUCACCAUCACCACCACAGGACACCAGCUUUUCCUGCGCUGGUCGUCCGACCACGGCACCAACAAGAAGGGCUUCCGCAUCACUUACGUGGCCAUGUACUGUAGCACUCCAGACUCGCCCCAGCACGGUUUCGUGGUGAGUCAGACGGGAGGACACGUCAACAGCGUGGUUCGUUGGGCUUGCGAUCGCGGAUACAGGCUGAUUGGCAAAAGCAUGGCCGUGUGCAGGAAGACGGUGUUCGGCUACCUCUCCUGGGACGCGUCCGUGCCGGCGUGCCAAGCUGUGUCCUGCGGUAUGCCUGUGGCACCGGUUAAUGGAGGUGUGCUGGCGGCAGACUACUCAGUGGGCACCAGGGCAACUUACUUCUGCAACGAGGGUUACAGGCUUUCCUCCAAGGAGGUGACCAGCACCGUCUGCCAGGCUGACGGGACAUGGAGCAACCACAACAAAAUCCCCCGAUGCACAGUCAUGGUGUGUCCCAGUAUCGGAUCCUUUACGCUGGAUCACGGCAAAUGGAGGAUAGUCAAUGGCUCUCGCUAUGAAUAUGGGACCAAAAUAGCUUUUAACUGUAACCCUGGUUACUACCGUCUCGGCCCCGCCCACAUCCACUGCACAUCCAAUGGGACGUGGAGCUGGCGAAAUGAAAGGCCGCGCUGCAAGAUCAUUUCGUGUGGAGAGCUGCCCACUCCUCCUAAUGGGAUGAAAAUUGGAACGCAGACGACCUUCGGAGCCACGGCCGUUUUCACUUGCGACUCGGGAUACGUUCUGGUGGGCUCGGCCGUACGAGAAUGCCUGGCCUCGGGGCUCUGGAGCGGGAUGGAGACCCUCUGUUUGGCCGGCCACUGCGGGAUACCGGAGCCCAUUGUGAACGGCCAGGUCAUCGGGGAGAACUUUGGUUACAGGGACACAGUAGUGUACCAGUGCAAUCCCGGGUUCCGCCUCAUCGGUUCCUCGGUACGGAUCUGCCAACAGGAUCACCAGUGGUCGGGACAGCUCCCGUCAUGCGUCUCCAUUAGCUGCGGCCAUCCAGGGAGUCCCAUCUACGGCCGCACGGUUGGCGACGGGUUCAACCUCAACAACGUGGUUAGCUUCUUCUGCAACAACGGCUACAUCCUGGAGGGCCCUUCCCAGGCGCAGUGCCAGGCGGACCGCCAGUGGAGCCAUCAGCCGCCAACAUGCAGGGUCGUCAACUGCACUGAUCCGGGCAUCCCAGCCAAUUCAAUCAGACAGAGCAAGAUCGAGCAUGGUAACUUCACCUUUGGUACUGUGGUAUCCUACGACUGCAAUCCUGGGUACCACGUCUUUGGGUCGCCGGUCCUAACCUGUCAGCCCAUUGGCUACUGGGACAAGCCCUUACCGGAAUGCAUUGAAAUCGACUGUGGACACCCGGACACGCCCCCCAACGGCAUCCUCAUCGGCGACAGGUUCACCUUCGGCUCUAGCGUUGGCUACAGCUGUGAGGGAGGCAGGGAGCUGAUUGGAGAGUCAGUCCGAACGUGUCAACUCAACGGCCACUGGAGCGGCUCCCUGCCUCACUGCUCAGGGGGCGCGUCGGGAGACUGCGGGGACCCCGGCACGCCGGCCCAUGCCAGCCGGGAGGAGGGCAGCUUCCAGGGGCGGAGAAAAGUGCGUUUCACCUGCUCCACAGGACACACGCUCUAUGGCUCCGCCGAAAGGAUCUGCUUCCCGAACGGCACCUGGUCCGGAAAACAACCCACCUGCAAACCGGUCCAGUGUGGGAACCCGGGGACUCCGGCUAACGGGCGCGUCGCCCGUGUCACGGGCAUCUCCUUCUCUCAUUCUGUGGUUUACUCGUGCGUGGACGGAUAUCGUCUCUCCGGCUCUCCCUCUCGCCAGUGCCUGGCCAACGGCACCUGGUCUGGCGCCGAGCCAAACUGCACCAUGAUCAGCUGUGGUGAUCCGGGCAUACCUGCUAAUGGGCUGAGAUCUGGGGAUGCUUUUACCAUCGGCCAAAACAUCACCUUUUCCUGCCAGCCGGGUUAUCUAAUGGAAACAAAUGGCGCCAGCACUUGGACCUGCACACAGAAUGGUACUUGGAGCGGAGCUAUGCCAGCGUGCAAAGCUGUGACCUGCUCUCCCCCACCUGCUAUCACCAGUGGAGUUGUGGAAGGGUCGGUGUUUGAGUGGGGCACCAGUGUGAGUUACAGCUGCCUGACUGGGUACGAGCUGUCCUUCCCGGCUGUCCUCACCUGUGUGGGGAACGGCACCUGGAGCGGAGACAUGCCCUUAUGUCUACCCAAGUUCUGCGGGAACCCUGGGACUCCGGCGAGGGCCAGGAGAGAAGGCCAGAGCUUCAUUUACAGGUCGGAGGUGUCGUACGGUUGCGCCGCCCCCUUUGUGCUGGUGGGAUCCCCCACGCGCGUGUGCCAGGCGGACGGCACGUGGAGCGGCUCUCCGCCCCACUGCAUAGAGCCAACUAGGACAACCUGUGAAAAUCCAGGAUCGCCAGAAUACGGUUCCCUGAACAGCAGUUUGGGCUUUAAGGUGGGGAGUAUGGUGAAGUUCCAUUGUCAGGCCGGAUACUUGUUACUGGGCUCAACCACUCGUUCGUGUCAGUCAGACCUAACCUGGAGUGGCACUCAGCCAGAAUGCAUCCCCCACUCUUGUAAACAACCAAAGAGUCCACCCAAUGCCAACGUGGUGGGCAUGGAUCUGCCCAACUUUGGCUUCACAUUGCUCUACUCGUGCCAGCCUGGAUACAUCCUGACGGGUGGCUCGGAACACCGUGUUUGCAGGGCAGACGGCACCUGGACUGGUAAAGUGCCAGUUUGCCGAGUGGGCUCAAAAACAACAGAGAAAAUUGUCACACCCAUUGAAGGAACCUCAAGUCCAAAAGCAAAUGUUCCAGACGACGUGUUCGCGCCCACGUACAUCUGGAAAGGCUCGUACGAGCACAAAGGAGUGAAAGAACCGAUGACCUUGACAAUCACUAGCUUCAACAUGACCACGGGAACAGUGAACGCCACUCUGAGUGGCAGAGGCUCGGAGAUGCUGCUAUCAGGUGUGUAUAAGAGCAGAGAGGCCCGUCUGAAGCUGGUGCUUUACCACAUGAGGGCUGUCGUACACACCACAUACAGCAGGAUAACCGAGGAAACCUGGUCCAUGGACGGUUUUGUUUCUGCUGAACAUGACGGCGGUACUUACGUCUAUCAAGGCUUCAUACAAGGAAAAGACUUCGGACAGUUUGGACUACAGAGACAAGGUCUAAAUAUAUCAGAGAUCACUAAAGCUCCCGAAAUUCCGCUCGGAACAAACAGCAGCUCUGUGGCCAUCGCAAUACUUGUGCCUUUUUUCGCCCUGAUUUUUGCAGGCUUUGGAUUUUAUCUAUACAAACAGAGAAAAUCGAACAAAACCGAAUACACUGGCUGUUCGGUGCACGAGAACAACAACGGUCAGGCCACUUUUGAAAACCCCAUGUACAACACCAACUCUAAGUCAAUGGAGGGAAAAGUAGUUCGGUUUGACCCCAACCUCAACACAGUCUGCACAAUGGUUUGA